Molecule: messenger RNA, 2704 nt
Organism: Benincasa hispida (wax gourd)
Lineage: Eukaryota; Viridiplantae; Streptophyta; Magnoliopsida; Cucurbitales; Cucurbitaceae
Product: Leucine-rich repeat protein kinase family protein
Biological process (GO): protein phosphorylation
Molecular function (GO): ATP binding; protein kinase activity; protein binding
Source: RefSeq, a predicted model, not a curated record
UUACUGAGACUGAACUCUGCGUAUGAAUCAGUUACAAGAGAGAUACAGAGAGAGAGAGAGAGGAAGGAAUCUCAAGGCUAUGGGAUUGAGAGGCGUUUUGUGGCCGUAAGUUUGUCAGCGAUCUGUCUGAUAUUCAUUCACAAGAUAACUCUCUCCACUUUCCAUUUCCAUUUUCCUCCCACUUUUCUCGCUCUUCCCUUCAGUUCCUCUCUGCUCCAAUCCUCUGUCUCUCCCGCCAUUUCCAACGCCAUUGAAGACCCUUCACUGCCACCUUCACUAUCACAUUCUCUUUCCCUCCAAAGAGACGACCAAAUCGAAGAUAUCAUUCAAUCCCCAGUUCUUUUCAUCGCACUCGAGAUAUUAGGAAUACCCAUUUGUGUAAGAACUUGAGGGAUUUCUGGGUUUGUGGGCUUCCUCUGUUUCAGCCAUGUCUGUAGUAUUCAACUCGCUUUUGAUUUCCAUCUUCUUUCUGGUUUUUUCUUCCCCUUCUGCCAUUUCUGAGUCCACUGAGCUUUCUACUUUAAUGGCGAUUAAAACUUCAUUAGACCCACAUAACACUUUAUUAACGUCAUGGAAUCCGUCUUCAAACCCAUGUGGUGGGUACUUUGAGGGAGUUGCUUGUAACGAACAAGGCAAAGUGGUGAAUAUUUCUCUGCAGGGGAUGGGGCUUUCCGGCUACAUUCCCGCGGCCAUCGCCGAUCUUAAGAGUUUGACGGGGCUGUACUUGCAUUUCAAUGCUCUGGUCGGUGAAAUUCCUAAGGAAAUUGCGAGUUUGAAUGAACUGACUGAUUUGUAUCUUAAUGUGAAUCAGCUCUCUGGGGUGAUUCCUUUUGAGAUUGGGAAUAUGGAAAAUCUUCAAGUGCUGCAGCUUUGUUACAACAAAUUAACUGGUGGGAUACCAUCACAAGUGGGAAAUAUGAAGGUGCUCAAUGUUCUUGCUCUGCAGUAUAAUCAGCUAACAGGAGCAAUUCCUGCAAGUUUGGGGAAUUUGACUGCGCUAACGCGGUUGGACUUGAGUAACAACAAGUUUUUCGGUCCCAUUCCCGUGAUAUUAGCUGAUGCUCCUGCUCUUGAAGUUCUUAAUGUCCAAAACAACUCGCUAACCGGUAACGUUCCUCCAGGUUUGAAGAGAUUGAAGGAAAAAUUUCUGUACCUCAACAACCCAAAUCUUUGUGGAGUGGGAUUUCAGGACCUAGAUCCUUGUAGUAAGUUGAAAAGUUUGAAUCCGAGCCGACCCGAACCAUUUCUACCUCAACUACCUGGCAAUCCUUCUGGUAGAGAUAUCCCUGAGUCGGCUAAUUUACGCCCCAAUUGCAAUGGAAGUAACUGUUCAAGACAGUCGAAAUCUUCACGAGUCGGAGUCGCUCUCGGAGUGAUUGGAGUUUUUGCUGCUUUCUCAGCCAUUGGUCUUGCAACAUUUUCCUGGUAUCGCCGCAAUGAACAUACAUUUGGAAGUACUUCAAAUGGUAUAAGUAGACGGAUUAUUACUAGCCAAGUCAGGGAAGUCUACAGAAGGAAUGCUUCUCCUCUCAUCAAUCUAGAGUAUUCAAAUGGAUGGGAUCCAUUAGCCAAAGAUCACGGUGGGAGUGCAUCAUCACGAGAGAUAUUCAAGAGCUUCAUGUUUAAUCUAGAAGAUGUCGAGCGGGUAACACAAUGCUUCUCAAAGUCGAACUUAUUAGGGAGGAACAAUUUUUCGACUCUUUACAAAGGAAAGUUGAGAGAUGGAUCAGUUGUUGCUAUCAAGUGCAUUGGCAAGACUAGCUGCAAAUCUGAUGAAGCUGAAUUCUUGAAGGGCUUGAAGAUACUAAUCUCAAUGAACCAUGAAAAUCUUGUUAAGUUCAGAGGUUUAUGCUGUUCAAAAGACCGUGGAGAAUGCUAUCUGAUCUAUGAUUUCGUUGCAAAUGGAACUUUGAUGCAAUAUCUUGAUGAUAACAAUGGCAGUGGGAAGUUUCUCGAUUGGUCCAACCGAGUAUCGAUCAUAUGCGGAAUCGCCAGAGGUUUGGGAUAUUUGCACAGAAAGAUUGGAAAGAAACCUGCAUUGAUUCACCAGAACAUAUCAGCUGAUAAAGUGCUCAUUGAUGAAAACUACAACCCCUUGCUCUCAGAUUCUGGCCUACACAAACUUCUAGCCGAUGACAUUAUCUUCUCGAUGCUAAAAGUCAGUGCUGCGCUGGGAUACCUCCCUCCUGAGUACACGACAACAGGUCGAUUCACCGAGAAGAGCGAUAUCUACGCAUUUGGAAUGAUUGUACUUCAAAUCAUCUCCGGGAAAUCAAGCAUCAUGAAGUUGAACUACAACACUAUCGAGUCACGUCGGUUUGAGGAGUUCAUUGACUCUAAGCUUGAAGGAAGAUUCUUAGAAUCAGAGGCAGCUAAACUAGGGAAACUUGCAGUGAUCUGCACUCACGAAUAUCCCGAGCUUCGUCCGACAAUCGAUGUUGUCGUUCAAGAACUCGAGGAAAUGGUGAAGUUUGGGAUUUCUGUAGAGUCCAUGCCUUAAUUUUCAGAUGAAGCCAUAUAGAAGCUAAGCAGAGCACUGACUACUAAUAUAUUAUGAUGUAAAUGAAGGUUUUUAUAAAUAUUUUUCAUGCUACUGUGCUAUUUAAUGUAGAAAGGUAUAAAAAUGGUAUGUAUGUCCAUGUAAAAAACCAGGCCUUUGUUGAAGAAUAAUAAUGUAAAUUAGAGAAUCAUCAUUUUGUUGUAA